Rodentolepis nana is the source of this 735-nucleotide messenger RNA. Lineage: Eukaryota; Metazoa; Platyhelminthes; Cestoda; Cyclophyllidea; Hymenolepididae. The record is from the annotation of a GenBank genome assembly.
CGCCUGAAGGCCUUAAUCAGGAGAGAAUUCCAGACCUCAAGGUGCAACGAACUUAAAGCUCGAACAAAGGAGAAACAGUGGACAGUGGGCAACGAAAUUAAAGCUCGAACAAAGGAGAAACACAACUUUGGCCAAGAAUCGAAGCCGUUGCUGAGUUUAGACUACGUACCGGACGGAUUGCCUGGCAAAACACCUUCAAAGAUUGGGAGUAUACAGUCAAGGUGCAACGAACUUAAAGCUCGAACAAAGGAGAAUCCGACUGGCCAAGAAUCGAAGCCCUUGCUGAGUUUAGAUUACGCCCCGGAUACGACUGCUUGGCAAAACAUCUUCACAGAUUGGGAGCAUACACUCAACCCACGAGAAAAUGGAGAAGACCCACCUGAUUCGGUGUUCAAAGGAGGAAAUGGAGAAGACCCACCUGAUUCGGUGUCUAGCGGAGGAAAUGGUGAUGACCCACCUGAUUCGGUGUCCAGCUCUAAAGACAACGGGACGGAGAAGACCCACCUGAUUCGGUGUCCAGCCCUAGAGACAAGAAACCCACAUGCCCCCUAUGUAACCUACAGGAGGAAAUGGACACCUGAUUCGGUGUCCAGCUCUAAAGACAAGGACGGAAAGCCAGAGACACUGGGAAGCAAGAAGACAGCUAAUGAACUUCAAUUUAUAAACUGCUAUAUUGGUACCCCCACCAUUGGGGAAGCUGAAGUCAAAGUUUAUGGGCUAAUGAUAAUAUCAUAA